AUGGCGGGCGACCCCUAUUCGCAGGCCGCUCGCGAUGAGGAGCGGCGCAAUACAUUCCACGAGGCGGAUGUCGUGGUAGUCGGCGCCGGCAUCUUUGGGUGCGCCGUCGCCUUCGCGCUCGCCAACCAGGGCCGGAGCGUCAUCCUGCUCGAGCGGUGGAUGCACGAGCCCGACCGGAUCGUCGGCGAGCUGCUGCAGCCCGGCGGCGUCCGCGCGCUGCAGGCACUGGGGCUGGAGAAGUGCCUAGAGGGCAUCGACGCGAUCCCCUGCUACGGCUACCACGUGUUGUUCCACGGCGACGACGUGAUGAUUCCGUACCCCGUCGUGGACGGCGCAGGCCGCCUCGUGGCCUCCGCGAACGACGGCCCCGCGGGGAGUAAAAGCAUACAGAAGAAGGGCGAGUCGUCGUCAGCUAGUGGAGGACUCGCGGACGGAGGGAUUGGCGACAUGAAGAGCAGCCGGCGGCCCGAGGGCAAGAGCUUCCACCACGGCCGCUUCAUCUCGCAGCUGCGCAAGGCGUGCCGCAGGCACCCCAACAUCUCCAUGUUCGAGACCGAGGUGACGGCGACGGUGCGCGGGCAGGAUUCGAGCGCCGUGCUGGGGGUGGAGACGCGCACGACCGACAAGGAGACGGGUGUCAAGAAGCCCGACUGCUUCUUCGGGACCCUGACUAUCAUCGCCGACGGCUACGCUUCCAAGUUCCGCAAGGAGCUGCUCGGCCGCGUCCCCGUGGUGCGCAGCAAGUUCUACGCGCUCGAGCUCAUAGACUGCCCCAUCAAGCCAGAGGGGUACGGCCACGUGGUCAUCGGCGCGUCGUCGCCGGUGCUGCUGUACCAGAUCGGCACGCACGAGACGCGCGCGCUCAUCGACGUGCCUGAGAAGCUGCCGGCGGCGUCGCCCCAGAACGGCGGCGUGCGCGGCUACAUCGAGAAAGUGGUGGUGCCGGUGCUGCCCGAGGAGGCGCGGCCGAGCGUCCUGGCGGCGCUCGCCGACGGCAAGAUCCCGCGCAGCAUGCCCAACAGCUGGCUGCCGCCAACGCGGCAGGCGCAGCACCAGGGCGUGCUGCUGCUCGGCGACGCCUACAACAUGCGCCACCCGCUCACGGGCGGCGGCAUGACGGUCGCCUUCAACGACGUGGUUCUGCUGCAGUCGCUGCUGCACCCGGACCGUGUGCCCGACCUGGGCGACCACGCGGCCGUCAGGGCCGCCAUGGCCGACUUUUACUGGCGGCGCAAGCCGCUCACCAGCAUCAUCAACGUGCUAGCCCAGGCCCUGUACAGCCUGUUCGCCGCCGCCGACGACCGCCAGCUGCGCGCCCUGCGCCAGGGCUGCUUCCGCUACUUCCAGCUCGGCCACUACAACGAGCCCGCCGGCCUACUAGGCGGCCUCAUCCACCGCCCCACCGUGCUGGCCUACCACUUCUUCACCGUCGCCUUCCUCGGCAUCUGGCUCAACAUCGUCGCCGUCUGCGGCGGCUCCGUGCUCGGCCUGUGGAAGCUCCCGCUGGCCCUGCUCGAUGCCGUCCUGAUCCUCUGGAAGGCGUGCGUCGUCUUCCUGCCGACCGUGUGGAUGGAAUCCACAUAA
Molecule: messenger RNA, 1584 nt
Organism: Lasiosphaeria miniovina
Lineage: Eukaryota; Fungi; Ascomycota; Sordariomycetes; Sordariales; Lasiosphaeriaceae
Product: squalene epoxidase
Exons: 1
Coding region: 1-1584 (527 amino acids)
Biological process (GO): ergosterol biosynthetic process
Cellular component (GO): endoplasmic reticulum; membrane
Molecular function (GO): squalene monooxygenase activity; flavin adenine dinucleotide binding
Source: RefSeq, a predicted model, not a curated record